Molecule: messenger RNA, 631 nt
Organism: Heterocephalus glaber (naked mole-rat)
Lineage: Eukaryota; Metazoa; Chordata; Mammalia; Rodentia; Bathyergidae
Gene: Tbca
Product: tubulin folding cofactor A
Biological process (GO): post-chaperonin tubulin folding pathway; tubulin complex assembly
Cellular component (GO): cytosol; microtubule cytoskeleton
Molecular function (GO): beta-tubulin binding
Source: RefSeq, a predicted model, not a curated record
GAGGUGUGGCCGCGCUGCGCCGUCUGCGCAUGCGUAAGGGGCCGCUCCUCCGCCGCCCUGCGCUGUUGCCCUCACGGCCCCGCCGGCCCAGCACCCCUCCUUCCUUCGCGUCCAGGCACCAUGGCCGAUCCUCGCGUGAGGCAGAUCAAGAUCAAGACCGGCGUGGUGAAGCGAUUGGUCAAAGAAAAAGUGAUGUAUGAAAAAGAAGCAAAGCAACAAGAAGAAAAGAUUGAAAAAAUGAAAGCUGAAGAUGGCGAAAAUUAUGCCAUUAAAAAGCAGGCAGAGAUCCUGCAAGAGUCCCGGAUGAUGAUCCCAGAUUGCCAGCGCAGGUUAGAGGCAGCUUAUACUGAUCUUCAGCAAAUAUUAGAAAGUGAAAAAGAUUUGGAAGAAGCUGAAGAAUAUAAAGAAGCACGUUUAGUUUUGGAUUCAGUGAAGUUAGAAGCCUGAAACUUUUCUGUACAGAGUGUUUUUGCAUUAAAUCCUGGGGUCUAUUCGUUAUUUUUACCACUGCUGGGUGUUCGAGUAGUAUGAGAAUGUGAUUCUUUUUAUGCAGUUGCAAAUAUUUUUCUUUGCAUAAUUUAAUAUGUCAAAUAAAUGAGUUCAUCUAAUAAAUUGUUUAUUUCAUACUUUG